Molecule: messenger RNA, 2019 nt
Organism: Dreissena polymorpha
Lineage: Eukaryota; Metazoa; Mollusca; Bivalvia; Myida; Dreissenidae
Exons: 9
Coding region: 199-2019 (606 amino acids)
Molecular function (GO): zinc ion binding
Source: RefSeq, a predicted model, not a curated record
UCGUCUAGUAUCGUUUUAACCUCUGAAGUCAAAAUGGCUUUAAAUUAGAUUUACAUGAAAUAAAGGGAUCUAAAUAAGCUAGAAGACUUUUAAAAGCGAUCGGGGCUACGGAGAGACCAUCAUUUGUGAUUGAAUAUCUUUCUAUAACACUGGGGUAACCUAGUUACCUUCGUUUGUGAUUGAAAACCUAUAGAUAAAAUGGCGAAUAACGAUGACACACCUGUGUUACAGAAAGGUUCAGAUAUAUUGAUUGAUUACUGUUGUUCAGUGUGCGAGGACAAUGAUACAUUAAAAGAGGCGCAGACAUAUUGUGAGGUGUGUUCUAAGUGGUUCUGUGACCAGUGUAUGUCUCUUCAUGGCCAGAUGUACAAGAAGCACACAACACUUGGGAAGAGUGACCAAGGAAAAUGGCCGGUCGCCAAGGGCGUAGCUGAGCUAUUGACACAAUGUGAGAUACACAAAGGGGAAAACAUUAAAAUGUUCUGUGCGGACCACAGUCAACUAUGCUGCACGACGUGUGUACUGCUCGAUCAUAGGCAAUGUAACAAUGUGACUCAAAUCUCCUGUGGAAAUCACAAAAAGGAACACGAAGAUCUACAAAAGCUUACAAUAGACAUCAAUAACUUGACACAGCGUCUAAGAAAAAUGGUAGAACAAACAGAGUGCAAUGUCAAGUCACUUCAGUUUGCGUACGACAAAAUUUUAGAAAAGAUUACGCUCGAGCGUCAGAAAAUUAAUGCCGCACUAGAUUUAGUGGAGCGGCGUACCAUAAAUGAAGGAAGAGCCUUAGUUACCCGUUUGCAAAAAUCACUGCAAGCUGAUGUGGACUCGGGUAAAGCUGCUCUGAAAAGGAUACAAUCCCUUCAAGAAGCGUCAGAUAAAAUUGAACCACAUAAUUCAGAAUUAUCUACUGUGGCAUUUAUGAAAAUCAAAAAAGAGCUGUUAACCUCGGACUCAAUUGUACGCGAGAUGGCGUCAAAAACUGAUUCCACUUUAUCAUUUACCCUUGACACAAAUAUUAAAAAGUGUUUAGCUACAAUGACAAUGCUUGGGUCUAUAAACACUUCAGAAAAUAACACAAUGAUUGCGACAACACGAAAAACAGAUAAUAAUGUAAAAGUUAGUGGUGAAGCAAUCUGUGAGAUACGAGGCAUAAUUGAGAUGUCAAACGGUGAUGCCAUUAUUGCCGACGGUGUUAAGAUAAAUAAAGAUAACGAAUUUGUGCUUGAGACUUUUUACCAUCGGAGUGGAAAAGAGUUCCAGUGUAUCUACCAGAGUGGCAUGCGCUUUUACUUCGAUGACUUGGGCUCUAAGGAAUGGAAGCCGUUUCCUAAGCGCUGGUACAACGAGGGUCUACUUGUUACCAAUACCAUUCACAAGAAAGACAGUCAGGAAAAAGAUUCUCCCUGGGAGCCUGCAGACUGUGAGAAGCUCAUCGGUACGUGCCAUGUCCUGCUCCAGUCCGUGGCGUACAACAUCGUUAUACAGGAGAAACUCGUGAUCUCAGACUUCAAAGGUCAGGAUCAAGGUCACGUUGACAUCGCCAUCGUCCCGUGCACAAAAGACUUCAAACCUGUCGGUGAGGAUAAAUUUGUGGAAGAUCCGAAAGAAUUGAGCUUCUGUCGUUACAAGUUUUACCUGGACAAAGAUUACGUGCAGACCAAUGAAAUCUCUGGCACAAUCAACUUCGAAUUCAACCACGAAAAGCAGGUCACCAUCAAAUCGGUCACGGAGCAGUUCAUCGAAUAUCUGAACAAUGAGUCCCUCUACAUUGAAGUCUGGGGUCGACAAAAGGCUGGAAAAGGUCAAAAGGAGAAGACAAUGAAGGCUGUACCAACGUGGGGAGACCGACAUGACAUCCUGUCUCUGCUACGCGCUUGCAACUACGACCCAGACGAAUGUAUAUCCAUCUACAUGCAUCUACAGAAAGAUGCGUGGAUGAAGGCUCCAAAGACUGCCAAGGAAGGCCAGACCAUAGAGGAGGAAGAGCACAUGAAUCAUCCGCGAGCUAAAGAUUAA